UUUCCUCCUUCACGGCUCCCUCCCACUGGGGCGGGUCCCGUCCCUAUUCUUUUGUCUCUGUUUUUUCUUUUGCCCUACCCAGGUUUUACUCUGCAUAACCUACACCCCAACCUUUGACCUGAAUGGGAGCGCAGUGCUGAAGAUCGCGGAGGUGUGCAUUGAAACAUACAUAUGUAGCUGUCACCAGCGUAGUAUAAACACUGCUGUGCGGGCAACUCUCAGUCAAAUGCUGAGUGACUUGACUUUACAGUUACGACAAAGGCAGGAGAAUACGAUAAUUGAAAACCCGGAUGUACCGCAGGAAUUCAGGAGUCAAGGGUCAACAGUAGAGUCCCUCUGUGAUGACCUUGUCUCUGUGCUCACUGUUCUGUGUGAGAAGCUCCAAGCUGCCAUCAAUGACGGUCAGCAGCUGCAGCUUCUGUACCUGGAGUGCAUUUUGUCCAUGCUCAGCAGUUCCUCCUCCUCCAUGCGGCUGCACAGAGGCUUCACGGACCUCAUCUGGAAGAAUCUUUGCCCUGCUCUCAUCGUGAUCCUGGGGAAUCCAAUUCAUGACAAAACCAUCACCUCUGCUCAUAGCAGCAACACGAGUACCAGCAUCGAAUCGGACUCUGCGUCUCCAGGGGUUUCUGACCACGGCCGGGGGUCAGGCUGCUCCUCCACCGCACCAGCCCUCAGUGGGCCCGUGGCUCGGACCAUCUAUUACAUUGCAGCUGAACUGGUCCGGCUGGUGGGGUCAGUGGACUCCAUGAAGCCCGUGCUGCAGUCACUCUAUCACCGCGUGCUGCUUUAUCCCCCACCCCAGCACCGGGUGGAAGCCAUCAAAAUAAUGAAAGAGCUACUUGGGAGCCCACAGCGUCUCUGUGAUUUGGCAGGACCCAGCUCCACUGAACCCGAAUCCAAAAAAAGAUCAAUUUCAAAAAGAAAGUCUCAUCUGGAUCUUCUCAAACUCAUCAUGGAUGGCAUGACCGAGGCGUGCAUCAAGGGUGGCAUCGAAGCCUGCUAUGCUGCCGUGUCCUGCGUCUGCACCUUGCUUGGGGCCUUAGAAGAGCUCAGCCAGGGCAAGGGCUUGAGCGAAAGUCAGGUCCAGGUGCUGCUUCUGCGCCUGGAGGAGCUGAAGGACGGGGCCGAGUCAAGCCGAGACUCCAUGGAGAUCAAUGAGGCUGACUUCCGCUGGCAGCGGCGAGUCCUGUCCUCGGAACACACGCCCUGGGAGUUGGGGAACGAGCGGAGCCCUGACAUCAGCAUCAGUGUUACCACGGACACGGGUCAAACCACUUUGGAGGGAGAGUUGGGUCAGACCACACCCGAGGACCACUCCGAAAACCACAAGAAUGGCCUCAAGUCGCCAGCCGUCCAGGAGGGCAAGGAGACUCUGAGUAAAGCGUCAGAACCAGAAGCCGUGGACCAGCCAGAUGUGGUUCAAAGGAGCCACAUGGUUGCCUACCCCGAUAUAACUAACUUCCUGUCCGUUGACUGCAGGAUGAGGUCCUACGGAUCCAGAUACAGUGAGAGCAAUUUCAGCGUAGAUGACCAAGACCUCUCUAGGACAGAAUUUGAUUCCUGUGACCAGUACUCGAUGGCAGCAGAAAAGGACUCUGGGAGGUCCGACGUGUCGGACAUUGGGUCCGACAACUGUUCUCUGGUUGACGAGGAGCAGACCCCUCGGGACUGCCUGGGCCACAGGUCCCUGCGGACUGCGGCUCUGUCUCUCAAACUACUGAAGAACCAGGAAGCCGAUCAGCACAGCGCCCGGCUGUUCGUGCAGUCCCUGGAGAGCCUCCUGCCGCGCCUCCUGGCCCUGCCCAGCGUGGAAGAGGUGGACUCGGCCCUCCAGAACUUUGCCUCUACCUUCUGCUCAGGCAUGAUGCACUCCCCGGGAUUCGACGGGAACGGCAGUCUGAGCUUGCAGAUGCUGAUGAACGCGGACAGCCUGUACUCGGCCGCGCACUGCGCCUUGCUGCUCAACCUGAAGCUCUCCCAUGGCGACUACUACCGGAAGCGGCCCGCCCUGGUGCCAGGCACCAUGAAGGAGUUCAUGAAGCAGGUCCAGACCAGCGGGGUGCUGAUGGUCUUCUCCCAGGCCUGGAUCGAGGAACUUUACCACCAGGUUCUCGACAGAAACAUGCUCGGAGAAGCCGGCUACUGGGGCAGCCCCGAGGACAACAGCCUUCCCCUCAUCACCAUGCUGGCUGAUAUCGAUGGCUUAGAGAGCAGUGCAAUUGGAGGGCAGCUGAUGGCCUCAGCUUCUAUGGAGUCUCCUUUCACCCAGGGCAGGAGAAUUGAUGACUCCACAGUGGCAGGUGUGGCGUUCGCUCGCUACAUUCUGGUUGGCUGCUGGAAGAACUUGAUCGACACUUUAUCAACCCCCCUGACCGGCCGAAUGGCGGGGAGCUCCAAAGGGCUGGCCUUCAUCCUGGGAGCUGAAGGCAUUAAAGAACAGAACCAAAAAGAACGCGAUGCCAUCUGCAUGAGCCUCGAUGGGCUGCGGAAAGCAGCACGGCUGAGCUGUGCUCUAGGAGUUGCAGCCAACUGUGCGUCAGCCCUCGCCCAGAUGGCAGCUGCCUCCUGUGUCCAGGAAGAGAAAGAGGAAAGGGAAAUCCAGGAACCCGGUGAUGCCAUAGCACAAGUGAAACUAAAAGUGGAGCAGAAACUGGAGCAGAUCGGGAAGCUGCAGGGGGUAUGGCUGCACACAGCCCACGUCCUGUGCAUGGAUGCCAUCCUCAGUGUCGGCCUGGAGAUGGGCAGCCACAACCCAGACUGCUGGCCACACGUGUUCAGGGUGUGCGAGUAUGUGGGCACGUUGGAGCAUACCCACUUCAGCGACGGCACCUCUCGGCCCCCGCUGACCAUCAGCCAGCCUCAGAAGGCCCCCAGAGGCGGACUCCUCGGGGACCCGGAGAGCGAGGGCUCACCCCAAGAGCAGAGCCUGGAGCAGGGGAGCUCCCUGAGCGCGGCCCCCGUCAUCCAGCCCCUCUCCAUCCAGGACCUCGUCCGGGAAGGCAGCCGAGGCCGAGCCUCCGACUUCCGUGGGGGCAGCCUCAUGACGGGCAGCAGUGCCUCCAAGGUCGUGCUCACGCUCUCCACCCAGGCCGACAGGCUCUUUGAAGAUGCUACAGAUAAGUUGAACCUCAUGGCUCUGGGAGGUUUUCUUUACCAGCUGAAGAAAGCAUCGCAGUCCCAGCUUUUCCAUUCCGUUACAGAAACGGUCGAUUACUCACUGGCAAUGCCAGGAGAAGUGAAAUCCACCCAAGACCGAAAGAGUGCCCUCCACCUGUUCCGCCUCGGGGACGCCAUGCUGAGGAUCGUGAGGAGCAAAUCGAGGCCCCUGUUCCACGUGAUGCGCUGCUGGAGUCUUGUGGCGCCACACCUGGUGGAGGCCGCCUGCCAUAAGGAAAGACGCGUGUCUCAGAAGGCAGUUUCCUUCGUCCAUGAUAUACUGACAGAGGUUCUCACUGACUGGAAUGAGCCACCUCAUUUUCACUUUAAUGAAGCACUCUUCCGACCUUUUGAGCGUGUCAUGCAGCUGGAGUUGUGUGAUGAGGACGUCCAAGACCAGGUCGUCACAUCCAUCGGUGAGCUGGUUGAAGUGUGUUCCACCCAGAUCCAGUCGGGCUGGAGGCCCUUGUUCAGUGCCCUGGAAACAGUGCACAGUGGGGACAAGUCUGAGGUGAAGGAGUACCUGGUCGGUGACUACUCCAUGGGAAAAGGCCAGGCUCCGGUGUUUGAUGUAUUUGAAGCUUUUCUCAAUACCGACAACAUCCAGGUCUUUGCUAAUGCGGCCACUAGUUACAUCAUGUGCCUUAUGAAGUUUGUCAAAGGACUGGGGGAGGUGGACUGUAAAGAAAUUGGAGACUGUGUCCCAGGACCUGGAGCCACGUCCCCAGACCUGUGCCUCCCUGCCCUGGAUUACCUCAGGCGCUGUUCUCAGUUGUUGGCCAAAAUCUACAAAAUGCCCUUGAAGCCAAUAUUCCUUAGUGGGCGACUCGCUAGCUUGCCCCGAAGACUUCAGGAGCAGUCGGCAAGCAGUGAGGAUGGAAUUGAGUCCGUCUUGUCUGACUUUGAUGAUGACACUGGUCUGAUAGAAGUCUGGAUCAUCCUGCUGGAGCAGCUCACAGCAGCUGUGUCUAACUGUCCACGUCAGCACCAACCCCCGACCUUGGAUUUGCUCUUUGAGCUGUUGAGAGAUGUUACCAAAACACCUGGACCAGGGUUUGGCAUCUAUGCAGUUGUUCACCUUCUCCUUCCUGUGAUGUCCCUUUGGCUUCGCCGUAGCCAUAAAGACCAUUCUUACUGGGACGUGGCCUCUGCUAACUUCAAGCAUGCCAUUGGUCUGUCCUGUGAGCUGGUGGUGGAGCACAUUCAGAGCUUCAUCCAUUCAGACAUCAGGUACGAGAGCAUGCUCAACACCAUGCUGAAGGACCUCUUUGAGUUGCUGGUGGCGUGUGUGGCCAAGCCCACAGAAACCAUCUCCCGCGUGGGCUGCUCCUGCAUUAGGUACGUCCUCGUGACAGCGGGCCCCGUGUUCACAGAGGAGAUGUGGAGGCUGGCUUGCUGUGCCCUGCAGGAUGCCUUCUCGGCCACGCUCAAGCCAGUGAAGGAUCUGCUGGGCUGCUUCCACAGCGGCACCGAGAGCUUCAGCGGGGAAGGCUGCCAGGUGAGGGUGGCGGCCCCAUCCUCCUCCCCCAGUGCUGAGGCCGAGUACUGGCGCAUCCGAGCCAUGGCUCAGCAGGUGUUUAUGUUGGACACCCAGAGCUCCCCAAAGACUCCAAACAACUUUGAUCAUGCUCAGUCCUGUCAGCUCAUUAUUGAACUCCCUCCUGAUGAGAAGCCAAAUGGACACACCAAGAAAAGUGUUUCCUUCAGGGAAAUUGUGGUGAGUUUACUAUCCCAUCAAGUGUUACUCCAGAACUUAUAUGAUAUCUUGUUAGAAGAGUUUGUCAAAGGCCCCUCUCCUGGGGAGGAGAAGAUCCAAGUGCCAGAAACCAAGCUGGCCGGCUUCCUCAGAUACAUCUCCAUGCAGAACUUGGCCGUCAUCUUUGACCUGCUGUUGGACUCCUACAGGACGGCCAGAGAGUUUGACACCAGCCCUGGGUUGAAGUGCCUGCUGAAGAAAGUGUCUGGCAUCGGGGGAGCUGCCAACCUCUACCGCCAGUCUGCCAUGAGUUUUAACAUUUAUUUCCAUGCACUGGUCUGUGCUGUUCUCAGCAACCAAGAAACCAUCACUGCUGAGCAAGUGAAGAAGGUCCUUUUUGAGGACGAUGAGAGGAGCACAGAUUCCUCCCAGCAGUGUUCAUCAGAAGAUGAAGACAUUUUUGAGGAGACCGCCCAGGUGAGCCCCCCUAGAGGCAAGGAGAAGAGGCAGUGGAGGGCUCGGAUGCCCUCCCUCAGUGUCCAGCCCAUCAGCAACGCGGACUGGGUGUGGCUGAUCAAGAGGCUUCACAAGCUGUGCAUGGAGCUGUGUAAUAACUACAUCCAGAUGCACUUGGACCUGGAAAACAGUAUGGAGGAGGCACCGAUCUUCAAGAGUGACCCUUUCUUCAUCCUUCCCUCCUUCCAGUCGGGGUCAUCCACCCCGUCCACUGGGGGCUUCUCGGGGAAAGACACGCCUUCCGAGGAUGACCGCAGUCAGACCCGCGAUCACGCGGGCGAGCCGCCGAGCCUGAGGGGGACCAGCGGGGAAAUGCUGCUGCUGCCCCCGAGCCCCAAGGUGGAGAAGAAGGACCCCAGCCGCAAGAAGGAGUGGUGGGAGAACGCCGGCAACAAAAUCUACACCAUGGCAGCUGACAAGACCAUCUCAAAGCUGAUGACCGAGUACAAGAAGAGGAAACAACAGCAUAACCUGCCCUCCUUCCCCAAAGAGGUCAAGGUGGAGAAGAAGGGAGAGCCACUGGGGCCCAGGGGCCAAGGCUCCCCGCUGCUCCAGCGGCCCCAGCACCUGAUGGACCAGGGGCAGAUGCGGCACUCCUUCAGCGCUGGCCCCGAGCUGCUGCGCCAGGAGAAGAGGCCCCGCUCGGGCUCCACCGGCAGCUCCCGGAGUAUCUCCGCAAGGGACGCCGAAGCCCAGAUCCAGGCAUGGACCAACAUGGUGCUAACAGUUCUCAAUCAGAUUCAGAUCCUUCCAGACCAGACCUUCACAGCACUCCAGCCAGCAGUGUUCCCAUGCAUCAGCCAGCUGACCUGUCACGUGACUGACAUCAGAGUUCGCCAGGCUGUGAGAGAAUGGCUCGGCAGAGUGGGCCGUGUCUAUGACAUCAUUGUGUAGAAGACUCACAUUCCAUUCCCAAGGAAAUACACUAGGAGGGUUUAGAGUAUGUCUGCCAAUCCAGCUGAUAGCAUUUUCCCCACCACCAGCCCCAGUGACUCAGAGAACACCCAGUUGCUCCCUAGCUAAUCAGCAUUGGGGCCAUUCUGGAUACUAAGGUUGUAUCUGGAUGACACAAGUGAAACUCUAAAUUUGCACAUAAUUUCAGAAGACUCUACAUUCCUUGACACAUUUCUAAAUCUUAUUUCCCAAUGCUUUUGCCUGCAAUAUUAUCCCCAAAUGAGUCACUUUCAAGGGCCACUCCUUUGAAAACAUUACAUUGAUCCAUCAUUUUAUUUAUUUAUUUGGGCUGCACCGGGUCUUAGUUGCAGCAUGCCUGCAGGAUCUAGUUCCCCGACCAGGGAUUGAACCCAGGCGAUCCAUCAUUUUAAAAAAUGCAAUAGCUAAAGAAAUAUCUGCUGGUAAGUCAAGCUGAUAUACACACAGACAUGAUUACCAGACAUGAUUAAUUGGAGGAAGAUUUAUAUUAUGAUUAUGAGUUCGGCAGGGAAGAAAACAGUUGGAAAAAUGUAUUCUUGGGUGUCAUAAUCAAGAAAGGGAUGACUUACUUCCUCUGUAAAAUAUUCCAGAACAUUUCAAAAUUGUUCCUAAGUUGUCAAGAUUUUCUGGUUGGUAUUUGCCAACUUCCUCAUGUAAGGUACUAUUGUGCCUUCACUUCCCUACUUCUAAAGGAAGGAAAUUCUUUCAUGGCAGGAUUUUAAGUCUGUGGCAUGGCAGCCUUUGACACGUAGUACUCAGUGGUAUUGGCUGAUACAGAUAGUGCCAAAUGACUUAAGACCGGCCACCUGACUGUCCCAAAAGUCUUUGCUUUUGUUCCCAAUGCAAAAAUGAAAAGGGAAAGAAAAAAUGGUGCCUUAGUUCCUUGUUGCACACACAUUUCUAUGCUCCACAAUUAUCUGAACAUAAGGUAUAACAUUUUGUCUUUAAGAAAACAAAACAACUCAUUUUAUAUCAACACCCUUGGAAGAAAGGAACUCAAGAAUUCACCGUCCAAUGAACAGACUUCUCAGGGAA
This is a messenger RNA of Mesoplodon densirostris (Blainville's beaked whale), 7336 nucleotides long. It is a transcript of the gene ARFGEF3, whose product is annotated as ARFGEF family member 3. The transcript has 31 exons. Gene Ontology annotation, molecular function: guanyl-nucleotide exchange factor activity. Bases 227 to 6262 code for a protein of 2011 amino acids. Gene Ontology annotation, biological process: regulation of ARF protein signal transduction. NCBI's taxonomy places the organism in Eukaryota, Metazoa, Chordata, Mammalia, Artiodactyla, Ziphiidae. The record is from RefSeq and is a predicted model, not a curated record.